CUUUUUUAUAAAGUCGACCCACCCUCACCUAAUGUCAAAAGAACCCGCCGCAGGGGGAGAUACAGAGAGGAGGGUUCCUUCGUGAAAGAGAACCCAAACCCAAGCAGAGAGAACACCACACCACGGUUCCCUCGCCAGGGCGUCCAUCCGCAACGAUCCGCAGCCAUGGCGAUGGCUUACAAGAUGGCGACGGAGGGUAUGGACGUGAAGGAGGAGUGCCAGCGCUGGUUCAUGGAGAUGAAGUGGAAGAAGGUGCACCGCUUCGUGGUGUUCAAGAUCGACGAGCGGUCGCGCGCCGUGCUGGUGGACAAGGUGGGCGGCCCCGGGGAAGGGUACGAGGAGCUCGUCGCCGCGCUGCCCGGCGACGACUGCCGCUACGCCGUCUUCGACUUCGACUUCGUCACCGUCGACAACUGCCAGAAGAGCAAGAUCUUCUUCAUCGCCUGGUCACCGGCGGCGUCGAGGAUCAGGGCCAAGAUCCUGUACGCGACGUCGAAGCAAGGCCUGCGGCGGCUACUGGACGGGGUCCACUACGAGGUGCAGGCCACCGACCCCUCCGAGAUGGGCUUCGACGUCAUCAGAGGCCGCGCGCAAUGAGGCCCGCGCUGCGCUCUGCUCUACUACUACCUGUGCGUGUGCGUGUGUGAUCGGCCGGAUGCUAAUUGGCGUUGGUGUGCUCCCGUAGCGAUAGCAGCGUCGAUGAUGCCAAUCUGACGAGGCUUUCGCGUGUGUUUUGCUUUGGUAUUUUCGGUUUUGUUUGGAGAGAUGAUUAGAUGAUGCAGGCGUGGUGUGUGUGUGUGCUGAUGUUGGUGGGUGGAGUAGAAGCUGAAGGAGUGGCAGCAGCGGAUUAAUGAAACGUCCAUCUCUGCGACGUAGAAUUCCACUGAACAAUGCUCCAGUGUACUGUACCAUAAGCUGCUUCAGAUUUGAUCGCGUUUCUCUCCGACGGUGGAGAAAACACCUUUCUGUUAAGGAUGGGGAUGACCCUCUAAAUGAGGAAAUAAAUUAUUUUUUUAGUUCAUUAAACUAGACUAGAGAAGAACCGCGGAUACCUAUCUAGAGCACCGUCCCAUCUUUACUUUCUAUGUACAAUUCAGAGCAAAGCUGUUCUGCGCUUCCAUUUUUUGUUCAAAAGAAUGUCAAGUUUGCGUUCAAAGUUUCAUACAACGAGUAGGUAAAGUAGUAGGGAGGUGCCAGCCUCAAUUUUCUGAAGUAUGCAGAGAAUCUGCUCUACAACCCUCUUCUGCGAUGAUUCAAAGGAUGCGAUGUAGAUGCUGGGACAAGAUCACAAGAGCAAGAGUGUUCAGAUGUGAAGAGAACAGUGAACACGCAGUUAAUCUCAAGGGUCGCAAUCAGUGGCGGAGGGCUCGGUAGGGCAAGGUAGGGCACUCGCCCUACCUUGACUCCGCCGUGGAUCCCCACCCCCAAGCUAAUCUGGCCGCCAUGGAUGCCUGGUUGAAGGUCUUAGUGCUGCUGUGUGCUGUCGAACGUCCGCAGGAUGAAGAUGACCAAAUGUAUAUGUCUGAUGAAUCGUUACUUGGCCUUGGGUCUUUGGGCUUUGAUGCUUGCUUUAGUGCUUUAUGCCUGCCUUGUGGACGUGUGGGCUUGUGGCUUAUGGUCUUGUGGGCCGUGUAACAUAUUGGGCCACCGGCCACAUAACAUAUUGGAUUGGGACUCGUCAGUUUGUUUCCAAAGAUCAACAACGACGCAUUGCUUUCGGCCGCCGGCGCUCCAAAUUUCCAUCGCGAUUCCACGACUCUGUCAAUUCGGCUGUUCGUGUUCGGAACUUUGGCCGUGCGGCGAUCGCGCUCGCCAGUCGCCAAUUAGCUCACCAGUUAGAUCGCGCUCGGCAGAUCCGCGUUGUUACAUUUUGAAGCACAGGAAAUUAUGGAAGAUGACUACGACUCAGAUGAGUUUGAACAAGCUGUUGCUGCAGUUGAAGAGGAGAUAGAAAACAAAAUAGCAGCACCACAAAUUGAAGAGGAGAUUGAAACUGAUGGAGAAGGUAUUAUAACCCAGUUUAAUCCAGAUCACAUUAUCACUGAUCCAGGGCUUCGUAUACCAAUUGAUCGGUUUUCUAUCGAUAUUAGAUCUGAGGUUAGAAGGGCUUUCAUAGAUAAGGGUCUAACUCAACCAAUGGGUUACAAUUUCCCUAAAACAAAUAAGAAAAGGUGCUUUCAGAAAAGUUGGUUCAAGCAACAUCCUUGGCUUGAAUACAGUGUGGAGAAGGAUAGGCCUAUUAUUUUUAUUGUUAUCUUUUCAAGCAUGAUCGAAUGGAUGACAAAUUUGGAUAUAAUGUCUUUACAACAUUGGGGUUUAAUAAUUGGAAGAAUGCAUAUUUGUCGCUUCCAAAACAUGAUGGAAUAAUCCACAAUCAGUGUAGGACAGCAUAUGAAGAUUUCAAAAAUCAAAGAACAAGUGUGAAACAUAAGGUUGACAGACAUACAAAAGAUGCACUAGUCAAAUAUGAAACUCAGUUGGAUACAUUAUUGGGUAUUGUGAGUUUGCUCACAUUGCAAGGUGAACCAUUCCGUGGACAUGAUGAGUCCCUUGUUUCUUUGAAUAAGGGAAAUUUUCUAGAGUUUCUUGAUUGGUACAAAGAAAGGAAUGAACAAGUGAGGCUUGCAUUUGAUGAGACAUGUCCCAAAAAUGCCAAGAUGACUUCCCCAACAAUUCAAAAAGAACUUGCAGAAUGUUGUGCAAUUGAGGUCACCAAAGCAAUAAAGGAAGAGAUGGCAGGUUGUCUUUUCUCCAUUCUUAUAGAUGAAUCUCGUGAUAUAUCUGUCAAAGAACAAAUGGCUGUGGUUGUGAGGUUUGUGAACAAGAAAGGACAGGUGAUUGAAAGAUUUUUAGGUAUUAAGCAUGUGAAGGAGACAACCUCACAAGCACUGAAAACAACAAUUGUUGAAGUACUUGGUGAGCAUGGGCUACACAUUGCAAAUCUACGAGGGCAAGGGUGAUGGUGCUUCUAAUAUGAGAGGAGAAUUUAAUGGCCUUGAGAAGCUUAUUCGUGAUGAGAACCCAUAUGCUUUUUAUGUCCAUUGCUUUGCUCAUCAAUUACAGUUGGUAGUUGUUUCUAUCUCAAGAUGUUGUUCAUCUAUUGAGGAUUUCUUUGAAUAUGUGACCCUGAUUGUGAAUAACACAACAUCAUCUUGCAAGAGGAAGGAUGUAUUGCUAGAUAAGCAACGUGAAAAUCUUUUAGGUAAGUUGGGCAGUGGAGAGAUUUCCUCAGGCAGAGGGAAAAAUCAAGCAACAUCCUUGGCUAGACCUGGAGAUACAAGAUGGGGUUCUCAUUAUAAGACAUUACUUCGUAUUGAAUCAAUGUGGGAUUCAGUAAUUGAAGUUCUACAAAUUGUGCAUGAAGAUGAGCGUAAUCCAAGUAGGGCAGGAGGUUUAGUGCAAAUCAUGGAGUCAUUUAGCUUUGUGGUCAUCAUGAAGAUGAUGUUGCAAAUCCUUCGCAUCACAAAUGAGCUCUCUCUUGUCUUGCAAAGGAAGGAUCAAAAUAUUGUUCAAGCCAUGUCUUUGGUUGUUGAUGUGAAAACACGUUUGAUGAAUUUAAGGAAUGAUGGUUGGGAGUCACUGUUACAGGAAGCCACAAAAUUCUGCAGUGAAAAUGAUAUCCCAGUACCAAAUAUGAAUGAAUCAGUGACAAGAUUUGGAAGAUCAAGAAAAGGGGGCAAGAACAAGAUCACUGCUGACCAUUAUUUUCGUGUUGAUACCUUCUAUGCUGCUAUAGAUGCUAUUACCAUAGAGUUUGAACAUCGGUUUAAUGAGGUAUCUUCAGAGUUGCUUGUUUGUUUUUCUUGUCUUGACCCGAGAGAUUCAUUCUCUAAAUUUGAUGUGCACAAGCUAGCUCGACUUACUGAGAUAUAUUCUGAUGAUUUCUCCUAUUCUGAAAAGAAGGGUAUAAAAGAUCAACUAGUGACAUUUAUUCUUCAUGUGAGAAGAAUUGAGGAGUUUAGAGAUUGUCAUGAUCUAGCAAUCCUAGCUGCAAAAAUAGUUGAACUUGAGAGACAUGCUCUUUUCCCAUCGGUCUAUCGUCUAAUUGAGUUGGCAUUUAUACUACCGGUAGCGACGGCAACAGUUGAAAGGGUCUUUUCAGCUAUGAAGAUUAUCAAAACAGAAUUGCGCAACAAGAUGUCUGACGCUUGGCUCAAUCACUUAAUGGUGUGCUAUAUUGAGCGAGAAAUAUUCAAAGGAAUUGAUCUUGAGAAGAUAAAAGAAACAUUUCAAAACAAGAAAGAUAGGCAAAUGCAAUUGCCUAAGAAGCCUAAGCAUAACUGAAGCUUCAUCGUCAUAUAUUCACAUGGUUAGUUGACUUUACAUGUAUUUUCUAUAAUUCUUUAUAUCCUAAAUGCUUGUACUUUGUGCUUGACUAUUAUUAUGUCUAGUGAACCGUUAUCGACCUUGCCCUACCUUAAUUUUUUUUCGUCCUCCGCCACUGGUCGCAAUCUUGGUACGAUCAGGAGAAGCUGGGCACGACGCACGCCAGGAGCUUGUUCUUGUCGGUGCUUCAUGCUUACGCGCUGCACAGGCGGACAGAAUCACAGAACUGAUGGUGUUCAACAGUGUUGUGUGAAUGACACGUUCCGGAACCAUGACACGCUAUGACGCCUGCCUAUAUUCCGUGUCUGCCGGCAAAAAAGGAGAAAAAGAUUUGACUGAUUGGUUCAUCGCAUAUAGUCCAGAGGCCCAAACUGUGCGAUUGCAAUUCCGUAGUCCAUGGGGGCCCAAAUAUCUGUGCGAUUGAUAGCCUUUAGUCCAGAGUGGCCCAAAAGUUGCGCAACUGUAGACUUGUCCAGCAUGGGGAACCGGACUUGAUUAAACGUGGGCUCAUUAGGCCUUUUUGAUAAGAACGUGGGCCUAACCACGGAAGAUGAGGCCCGAACAUUGCAACCCAAAGGCACCCUUGUCGAUUCAGUGACGCUUUCAAGUCAUACAGAGAUCUUUGCUCAAAAAAAAGAAAAAAAGUGACACACAGAUUUGGGUACUGGCCCUCGUUUGCACGGAUGUUGGCAUGUUACUCGCUCAAGACACGCCACGGACUGUUUAGUGAUACCGUGCUUUUCCCCGUGCAAUGGAGGGUAGAAAGUCUUUCAAUUUCUUCUUUACAUGUGUACAGAUGCGCACAUGUGUAUAUAUGGGUGCCGUGUGAGUAUAUGUGAAAUGUGUGGGUGGCGUGCAUUCAAGUUGUAUCUGAUAAAAAAAAUCCUUUAUUAUUUUUCUGAGUUUAAAGUU
Sorghum bicolor (sorghum) is the source of this 5238-nucleotide messenger RNA. RefSeq names its product actin-depolymerizing factor 5. Gene Ontology annotation, cellular component: cytoplasm; actin cytoskeleton. Gene Ontology annotation, biological process: actin filament depolymerization; actin filament bundle assembly. Bases 2923 to 4284 code for a protein of 453 amino acids. The transcript is spliced from 5 exons. The record is from RefSeq and is a predicted model, not a curated record. Gene Ontology annotation, molecular function: actin filament binding; protein dimerization activity. NCBI's taxonomy places the organism in Eukaryota, Viridiplantae, Streptophyta, Magnoliopsida, Poales, Poaceae.